Molecule: messenger RNA, 1851 nt
Organism: Aspergillus terreus NIH2624
Lineage: Eukaryota; Fungi; Ascomycota; Eurotiomycetes; Eurotiales; Aspergillaceae
Product: PPN1 endopolyphosphatase family protein
Exons: 3
Coding region: 1-1851 (616 amino acids)
Molecular function (GO): hydrolase activity
Source: RefSeq, a predicted model, not a curated record
AUGCCUCCCGCCCGAAAGGCAAUAACUAAGGCCGUCAUUGAGUGGGAUCGGGAGUUACUCACAUAUACUGGGAUCAUGUCAGCAGUCUCUUCGCUUCCUGGUGCAUCGUCCUAUAUCGCACCCCCAGGAUUCCCGACUGCUGCCUUCUCGUCCUACUACUAUUCCCCUGCCAAACCAACCGCAGAACCGCAGCCGAUCAUUCAUGAUCCUGUUCUGGGCUUUGACUUCCCCCUGAACCUCACGGAUCCCAAUGCAAUCCCACAAGAAAAGCACGAUCCCGUUGUCUUUCCGAAGCCCGUCUCCCAUCUGCCAGACCAUGAACAGAGGGCUUUGAUCCAGGGCGUCAAAAUCAACGUCACACGUCUGAUCGUAGAGUCGUCGAGCUCUAACUGUACCACAUGCAAAGAAGCUUUAGCGGCAGCCAAACCGGCUGCCCUAUAUGCCCCUACCCUCGUCCCAGAGGCCAUCAUUUCCCUCUGCAAGCAAUUCCACUUCCAAGAAGAUCCCUCCUGCGAAGAAUCGUAUGCCGUAUCCGCCUUCGGGGCGAUCUGGACCCAGGUUCUUGCCUAUGCAGACGUGCAAGCGCUCGACGGGAACUACAUCUGCAAUUCCCUGAGCCCGACAUUCUGCGAUAUGCCAUCCACCACUCCCCUAGACAUGACAAACCUCUUCCCAAAACCAAAACCCGCCAACCCCCGUGUCCCCAAGCCCAGCGGAAAGCGCAUCAAAGUAGCUCACCUGUCGGAUAUCCAUCUCGACCCUCGCUACGCCGUGAGCGCGGAAGCAAACUGCACCAAGGCCAAGUCGUGCUGCUGCCGGGCGAACCUCUUCAACUCCGCCUCCAACGGCACCAUCCUCGCCCCGGCGUCCGCCUACGGCGAGUUCCGAUGCGACUCGCCGUACGACCUCACCCUCGCCGCCCUCCAAGCCGUCGGCCCGUUGACGGGCACGGGGAAAGACCCCGACCAAGACAAGCUCGCCUUCACCCUCUACACCGGCGACCUGCUCGCGCACGAUGAGCCCCAGACCCAGAUCAACCGAGCCUACCUCGCCUACGCCGAGACAAGCGUCACAGACAUGCUGAAAACCUACCUCACCGGCCCCGUCUUCGCCACCCUCGGCAACCACGACAGCAGCCCCAAGAACAUAGACGCGCCGCACGGCCUCCCCACCACCGCCGGCCAGCAAUUCAGCUGGAACUACGACCACAUCGCCGGGCUCUGGCAGCAGGCGGGAUGGCUCGACGCAGAGGCCGCCGCGGCCGCGCGCACCCACUACGGCGGGUACUCAGUGAAGACGCCAGCCGGGCUGCGCAUCCUCGCCCUCAACACGGACUUCUGGUACGCGCCGAACCUCCUGACGCUCGUCAACACGACCAACCCGGACGUCUCGGGCACGCUGGCCUGGCUGGUCGCGGAGCUGCAGCGCGCCGAAGACGCCGCCGAGCGCGUCUGGAUCAUCGGCCACGUCCCGAGCGGCUGGGAGGGCGCCGGCGUGCUCCCCAACCCGACGGAUCUGUUCUACCAGAUCGUCGAGCGGUACUCGCCGCACGUCAUUGCGAAUCUCUUCUUCGGGCAUAACCACGAGGACGAGUUCCAUCUGUACUAUGCGGGCAAUGGGACUGUGCGCGCGCCGCGCACGGCGCUCGCAACCGCCUGGAUCGGCCCGAGCAUCACGCCCAAUAUGAACAUGAACAGCGGGUUCCGCGUGUAUGAGGUCGACACGGGGGACUUCAACGUCUACGAGGCGUAUACGUUCUUCGGCAAUGUGUCGGAGUUUGGGGCGCUGCGGGAAACUGGCCCCGUGUGGCGGGUGGAGUAUUCGACGCGCGAGACGGGCGGAGGAGCGUGA